UCUUGAGACGGGCUAAACGCGACAUUUUUCGUCCCUCUUCCCUUACCGUAUGCUGUCGACUUCUCGUUUGAAGUCUUUCAAAAAUGAGAACUCCCACAAGAUGGCAGAAGCAGCAUUUAGUGCCUUAGGAAAAAACACAGGGACCAAGAGCAUCUCUGAGAGGGAUGUGCCUCACAUUCGUCUGAUUGGUGAUGGCGACGUGGAGGAUAUAUACAUAUUUGGAAAGAAACUGGGCCACGGAACUUAUGGGGUGGUGUAUGAGGGAACACAUAUUAGGACACAGACCAAGUGGGCCAUCAAGACGGUUUGCAAGGCAGAGCCGGGAAGUACAAAGAUCAAGAUGCUGGAGCAAGAAAUAAAAAUACUCAAGCAAGUGGACCACCCUCACAUAUUACGUCUGGUGGAGAUCUACGAAACAGCUCAGAUGACAUAUCUGAUCACCGAGCUGUGUGUGGGAGGUGAGUUGAAGCAGGUGUUACAGCAAAAACAGUUCUUUCCUGAGGAGGAGGCAAGACACAUCAUCGGCUGCUUAGCUGACGCCAUCACCUACCUUCACAAAAAAAAUAUCAUGCAUCGGGAUUUGAAACUUGAGAACAUUUUGGUGAAAAAUUCUCUUGAUGACUACAAUGGCAAGCUUGACAUCAAGGUUGCAGACUUCGGAUUAUCGGUGAAAACCUUGGGUGUUGGAAGUGAAAGCAUUCUGUCAGACGUUUGUGGGACACCCGUGUACAUGGCUCCUGAAAUGAUAAGCCAACGUGGUUACACACACUGGUGUGAUAUGUGGAGCGUAGGAGUCAUUAUGUAUAUUUUGCUGUGUGGGGAGCCUCCAUUUGUAUCCAAAUCAAAAGAAAACCGACUUAAGGAGAUUAGAACAAUAGGAGUCCAAUUUUCUUCAGCCAUCUGGGACACAGUCAGUGAUGCAGCAAAAACGGUAGUGACGUGCCUCCUGAAAGAAAACCCCGCUUACCGCAUGUCAGCUAAUCAGUUACGAGACAACCCGUGGGUUACAGGUGACACCAACACACCCGCGAUGCCUCUCAAUGCGCUGGAGAUGAUGCACAACUUCCAUGAACAGGAGAAGAGUACACAGGAGCCAAACAAAACCCUGGACCCCAUCCUUGUUCCCAGGGCAGCUUCACCAGUGUCACCCGAGCGCCAAAGCAAUGGCUUGAACCAUGAUGAUCUCUGCGGCUCACCCUCCACAUCCAACAAACUGCCCAAAGAGACCAAAGAGGGCUGCGGCCAUCAACAGGACAAGGAGAAAAUGAUUGCCGGGACACUUAAGCCCAGAAUACCACAACCUGCCGUGAAACCCCGCCCAAGUAUACGUUCGCGCAAGUCUCAAUGCAAGACAAACGUCAACUCACCGAAGAAAGCAGCCUCCCAUGAAAACGGACAGAGAUCUCCAUCUCCUUUAAAAGUGUACCUAAUGAUGUGGCCGGUGUGUGCACUUUGUAACUCCCGGUAUGAAUCCAGAAUCUCUCCUCUCCUGUCUUGAUUUUGCCAAAGGACCUCGGUCUGUGGGACAGAGCAGAUUGACUGCGCAAAUGUUUACUUUUUCACCACCAGCUGUUGCCGGGCUGCCCGAACAAUACAGGCUCGCUGAAGGUAUUCAAACACACUUUGCACAUACAGAAAAUAUACAUCAAUGGUGGCAUUUCAAAUUCUUCAUUAUAAAGCAGCAAAGUCCAUUUAUUAGAAAUGUGUUGAUAUUAUGGAAGUAGGGAAAUGAUUACAAAAUGAGUAGAUAUUACUGUUAAUGGCCGCUAUAUCCAACUCUGUCCCGGUCUCCAUAAAUGUCUGUUGUCAUGUACAUAUUGAGGGACGUGAUGAUGGAGUUCUGCUAGUUGAGUUAUUUUCACCAUAUAGUGCCUUUGAGACCUAUUUCAGUCUGGUGGUUCAAUGGCAGUGCUAUACUGUACCAAAUUUUCAGCCCCUUUUUUUUCCUCUCAAAGCAAGGCCACUCUAGUUAGUUGAGGUCAAAGUUCGCCAUCGCUACCUCUAUCUAUAGACUUUAGAGCAACUUUUUGUGUAGCAGAUAUGAUGUGCUUAUCUCAUGGUAGUGCCAAAAUGUUGAACAAUUUCACUUUUAUUACAUCAAAAGAAAUAAUAGUUUUCUAAGCUAUAUUCGCCCAGUUAUUCAGAUACUGAAUGGAGAUGAUACCCCAACACUACAGCGGGCGAUGAGGAUUUUCCUUCUGACGCUGUGACCUCUCAAUUUCAAAUACAGCGACUGCUCCCACUCAGUGUCAAAACAGAAAGACUGUCACACAGGCUGGUUCUGCUCUGUGUGAAUGCAGAGGAUUGGGACCGGAGGGCACCACGACUCUAAUCUUGUUUGGAGGCCAUUGAAUGCAGCCGUAGCUACUUUGAGGGCGCUUCCAUUCAAGCACAGUUUUUUCACGCCGUAGAGAGAAUAAUCCCUCGCAUAGAUACAACAUUAAAGUAGCCAAGCAGAACACACAGAGGCUGAAUUUCAAAUCCGCCCAUUUGCAUCUUGAAAGUGAAUGAGUGCCAGCAACGGGGCCUUUUUUUCCCGUGUUCAAAAACAAGCUGCUUGUCGUCUUUUCUUCCACCUAUUUGUUUGUAUUGCGCACAAGAAAUGACUAAGACGUUCGUCAAAAGUUCAACUGUCUUUUUCUCCCCACUGGUUUGAGGAAGUAAACCAUCAAAUAUGAAGAUAAGAUUGUACUGCAAUUGUGAAGCAGUUUUUUUCUCACUGGUUUAAACACAUCUAAGCUGUGAUUGUUAUAAGAUGCUGAAUUUUCCUGGAGAUGUUGCUUAAGUUUACGACCUGUUUUUUUUUGGACAUUGUUUAAUUACAAAUUGCUCAUCAAAACUGUGAUGCUGUGCAUUGUCUCACAAAUGGUAAGCCUUUUGGGUCUUCAAACGAAAUAAAUGGCUGAGAUAUGCAGUA
Molecule: messenger RNA, 2917 nt
Organism: Syngnathus acus (greater pipefish)
Lineage: Eukaryota; Metazoa; Chordata; Actinopteri; Syngnathiformes; Syngnathidae
Gene: stk33
Product: serine/threonine kinase 33
Exons: 15
Coding region: 50-1498 (482 amino acids)
Biological process (GO): protein phosphorylation
Molecular function (GO): ATP binding; protein kinase activity
Source: RefSeq, a predicted model, not a curated record